GGCAAAGCGGACUAGGUUCGUUCAAGUCCACUCGCUAUCUAACGCAUCACAUCUCCUUCCACCACCCAAAGGUGCCGUUAUGGCUUCGACGCCUCGUUGGAGAGCAGCUCUUACAAAGGCUCUCAACCUUCCCGAGAAUAAGUACCAGAAUGUCUACCAACUCGCGACUGUCGAUGCGAACGACGAUCCCCGCUCGCGCACGGUCGUGCAUCGCGACAUCCUGAGCCCAGAAGGAUAUCAGAAUCUUCCUAUCCUCUUGACCACCACGGACGUCCGGACCCCGAAGGUGUCGCAAAUACGCGGUCACCCUCGCGUUGAGAUUACCUGGUGGAUGGGCGGCUCGCAGGACCAAUGGCGCAUCUACGGUCCUGUUCGCCUCGUUCCGUCACCGGACGUCAAGAUAGACUCUAGAAGCGCCUCGCAGCCUUCUCUGGCACUCGACCGCAUGGACGAGCAGGGCUUCGACUGGGAGAAGAAGCGCUUGGACGUGUUCGACGGCAUGAGCGCGCACAUGAAGGCCAGCUGGUGCCGCCCGCCUCCCGGUAGCACCAUCAAGUCCUAUGACGAAGCGAAGAAGUGGCCCCAGACCGUACCGAAGCUCGGCGAGGCCGAGACAGAUGAAGACAAACGCAACCAAGAGCAGGCCCUACGGAACUUCGCUCUCGUCCUCGUCGAGGCGGUGGAGGUCGACUGGGUUCAGCUGGCCGAGAAGCCAAACCAGCGGACUCGAUUCACGCGGAACGGAGAGGAGUGGAAGGAGGAGAUCAUAGUUCCGUAACGCUUCAGACGGCGCGUCGUCUUUAUUCAUCAUACAUGUAUAGUCUCAUCAGGAAGGCACCUCUGUGUCUGGGUGCAGCGUCUUUGUAUUCAGAAAUCUGUACCAGUAAAUGAUUGUAAACGAUUCGGGAAAUACCCCUUG
Rhodofomes roseus is the source of this 919-nucleotide messenger RNA. RefSeq lists its product as uncharacterized. The transcript has 2 exons. NCBI's taxonomy places the organism in Eukaryota, Fungi, Basidiomycota, Agaricomycetes, Polyporales, Fomitopsidaceae. Bases 80 to 778 code for a protein of 232 amino acids. Gene Ontology annotation, molecular function: FMN binding. The record is from RefSeq and is a predicted model, not a curated record.